Molecule: messenger RNA, 1007 nt
Organism: Paramecium octaurelia
Lineage: Eukaryota; Ciliophora; Oligohymenophorea; Peniculida; Parameciidae
Source: the annotation of a GenBank genome assembly
AUGAUUUAAAAACCUUAAGAGGAUGGUCCGUUAAUGCCGUUUGAUUUAUCGUUUCGUGCAUAGGACUAGAAGUUUAUGUAAUUCGAAAGAGCAUAGCCAAUUGAAGAAUUUGCAAAGACUGUUUAGAAAAGGAAUUUCGAAUAUGAAUUUUAAUAUCUUAGACAAAACACCGAAACAGCAUAACAUGAAAAGUAUCUAGUUAAGGAUGUCCAAGUUUAAAAAUUAAAUAGAUACUCAAAUAUUUUGCCAUGUACAUAUACCAUUAAUUUCUUAGUUUAUCAUUCGAUUGUAAAACCAGAAGUCUAAUCGCCAAAUAAAUUGAUUAUUUCAAGAGACAAAUUUUACAUCAAUGCAAAUUACAUACGGGGAAUUAAUAAUGUUGAAAAGCAGUACAUUGCAACUUAGGGCCCCGUUCCAGAGUCCAUAAAUGAUUUUUGGCAUAUGGUUUGGACCAACAAUGUUGAGGUCGUGAUCAUGUUGUGUAAUUUCUUCGAUAAAGGGAGAGUAUUUUCUGUUGUUUUUCUUAGGUCUAAUGUGAAAAGUAUUGGCCAAAAGUGGGAUAGAAGGCAUAAUUUGGUCCUUAUGAGGUGUAUUCGGUUUCUUAGGAGGAGAUUCUGAAGUCUAUUUUCUAACAUAAGAUCAUCAUCAAGACUUAGGUGGAAUACAGAGAGAUCUUUCAUUAUCAAUGGACUAAUUGGAAUGAUUUUGGUGUUGUUGGCAAUGAAGAAUUAAAAAUUCUUGAUAUGCUUGCUGAUAUAUCAAAUAAGGCUGCUAUGUAGAAUAAAAGACCAGUGAUUCAUUGUAGUGCUGGAGUUGGAAGAACAGGAACAUUUUUAGCCAUAUGCCAUAUAAAAUAGUUAUUAAUAAAUAAUAAAGCAAAAAUAUCUAUAUUUAGCAUUGUUCGAAGAUUGAGAGAGUAGAGAGCUCUUAUGAUCUAGACACCUGAGUAAUAUCAGAUGCUUUAUAGAUAUACCAUGUGGUUGUUAUAUAAUUUGAAAUAUAUCUGA